AUGGGACCGACGGCCCCACUUUGGGACCGUUCUUUCCGGAAAGAGCCAGCCCUUCGAGGAGUUGAACUUAUGGGCACAUUGUCGGAUUUGAUUUGUUGCUACCAGAUGAGCUAUGGUGGCCCAAGCUUCGCAACCGAUCGAUGUACUUUCUAUACACCGGGACGUCAGAAUGCAUACCGUAACUCCAAAAAAACCGUAAAAGUUAAUACCCGACUUUCAUUAAAAUAUCUUACAACGGAAGUCACAAACUAUCACUACGAAAUUUCAGACACAAUUCUUGGAAAGUCUAAAAAUCACCUAAUUCUUGCACUCCCAUGUUUACCUGCUUAUAUCCGAACAUCUCCAAUUUUUAUCGCAUGUGAAGACUACACGUAUCAGCUUCUACUGAUGGUAUUUUUCACCACACUGGCAUGUUUAGAAGUUUUGUUUUUUGCAAUUUCCAUUGGCUGGCACUCGAUUCAACAACUUCGUACCAAACAAAUCUCGUCGAAAACUUUCAAAAUGCAACGAAAUUUCUUUUUCGCUGUAUUAAUCCAAAUCGGGGUCCCAAUGGUAUUACUACUAUUUCCAUUCGGUUACCAAUGGAUGGCUGUAGUAUGCAAUUAUUACAAUCAGGCAUAUAACAAUUUGUCGAUGAUCACCGAAGCGAUGCAUGGAUUGGUGUCUACUAUUGUUACACUUUUGGUGCAUCGACCGUAUCGGAAAAUAUUAUUUUCUAUGAUGACUAGACAUUUUGGGAUAUUUGCUCAUAAUGGAAUAUGCUGUAAAAAUAAGAGGAAUAUAGUUUCACCUGUAUUUCUGUACUGCUACGGUAUAGAAAUGCAAAGUUUUUCAGACAUGUUCUACUACCAAAGACACAGGUCGGUUGCUCGCUGGAGGAGCACCGUGAUAAGAGAAGAAAUUCGCUGGGAAUUGAGAAACGAAGAUUUUGUGAACCUCGAUACCCUUGUGUAUAUGGAUAUGGAAGUUUACUACUAUGAAAUUAAUGUCUAUAAAAUGGAUGACUUGCUAUCGGUUUCGUCAACGGUGUUGUUCGAAAGUUGGUUUCAUAAAUUUAUUUCGUCCCAAAUUUGGAAAAAGGCUAGAAUUUUGUGGAUAGCACUUCAUUAUUGCAGUCUACCAGUUCUAGUGUGGAUAGCGAUGGAGCAGGCGCCAGAGCAAGACAGAGCAAAGGAUAUGUUCCUAGAACUUCUUCCUCGCAUCCCAUCAGGAUUUAACACAAAUCACAUUUUCGUACUCACCCAAAAUUCAUUAGCCAUCGUCAUCGCAUUUACCACCCUAAUUCUGAUUCUGAUUGCUGAGAGCCUAUUCUUCACAAUGCUCACUCUUCUAUUCUCAUCUGAAAAUCCCAGAGUAUCUCAAGAAACCCUUCGGAAACAGUCUGGAUUCUUGGGCAAACUUCAUUUACAAGUUUUGAUUCCAAUUCUAACUUUAAUCUUCAGUGUAGCCUAUGGCAUCAUUUCUUCUUGUUUGGGUUAUUAUAAUCAAGUUUUGAACAAUUUAUUUGUAUCGAGUGCCGGAUUUCAUGGGAUUUUGUCUUCAAUAGUUUUGAUAUUUAUGUAUGAGGAUUAUCGAAAACUAUUUCGAAGGAACACGGUGAAGCAGAGCCCUGGCAACGAAAUGGCGUUCGAGAGAAGGAAUAGUGGAGUUUGGAUUGAUGCGAAUACGGAAGUCGGAACACAGUUGAAACCGCUCGUCACCACGGCACCAGAUGAGUACAAAUCAGCACAGGAGCUCAUAAGAUAUCUGGAGCAAGUAUUGGUGAAACACCCGGGAGUGGAGCGGGACAAGGAGAAAAUGGAAAGCGGCGAGCCGAUGAGGAAGAGGAUCAAGGAGGAGGAAAGUAUGAGUAGAAGAAGAUAA
Messenger RNA from Caenorhabditis briggsae, 1863 nucleotides. NCBI's taxonomy places the organism in Eukaryota, Metazoa, Nematoda, Chromadorea, Rhabditida, Rhabditidae. The record is from RefSeq and is a predicted model, not a curated record. The transcript has 6 exons. Bases 1 to 1863 code for a protein of 620 amino acids.